Messenger RNA from Neopelma chrysocephalum (saffron-crested tyrant-manakin), 3475 nucleotides. It is a transcript of the gene ATCAY, whose product is annotated as ATCAY, caytaxin. The coding region runs from base 218 to 1207 and encodes 329 amino acids. The record is from RefSeq and is a predicted model, not a curated record. NCBI's taxonomy places the organism in Eukaryota, Metazoa, Chordata, Aves, Passeriformes, Pipridae. The transcript has 12 exons. Gene Ontology annotation, biological process: apoptotic process. Gene Ontology annotation, cellular component: cytoplasm.
UCCCGGAUCGGGGACCGCUCGGGUCCCUGGAAAAGGGGCUGGGAGAGGGAAGCAGGGACCGGCAAGGGAGCAAAAUGGUGGCACCCAACCCUUAGGAAAACUGCUGCGCUCCGGGAAUCUCGGGAUCUGGGGCUGAGCGCUUUUGGGGAAGGAGGAUUGACGCGGGAGGGAGCGAUCGGAGCAGCCUUUGGGAAGACCUCUCCCAGAAGAGACAGGGAUGGAGUCACUGGGAAGCCCCACGGAAGACGAGAACACAUCCUCUCCCCCCAAUACUUUAAAUUUUAACGGGGCGCAUCGUAAGCGGAAGACACUUGUUGCACCUGAAAUCAACAUUUCCCUGGACCAGAGUGAAGGCUCCAUCCUCUCUGAUGACUUCCUGGACACUCCAGAUGACCUGGAUAUUAAUGUGGAUGAUAUUGAAACACCUGAUGAGACAGAUUCCCUCGAAUUCCUGGGCAACGGGAACGAACUGGAAUGGGAAGAUGACACUCCCGUAGCCACGGCCAAGAACAUGCCUGGGGACAGUGCAGACCUGUUUGGGGACGGGGGGACAGAGGAUGGCAGUGCCACCAACGGGCGGCUCUGGAGGACCGUCAUCAUCGGGGAGCAGGAGCACAGGAUCGACCUCCAGAUGAUCAAACCCUACAUGAGAGUGGUGACACACGGAGGAUACUACGGAGAAGGUCUCAAUGCCAUCAUUGUCUUUGCUGCCUGUUACCUCCCCGACAGCAACCUGGCUGAUUACCACUACAUCAUGGAAAACCUCUUCCUGUACGUGAUCAGCAGCCUGGAGCUGCUGGUGGCUGAGGAUUACAUGAUCGUGUACCUGAAUGGGGCGACGCCGCGGCGGAGGAUGCCGGGCCUGGGCUGGCUCAAGAAAUGCUACCAGAUGAUCGACAGAAGGCUCCGUAAAAACCUCAAAGCCCUGAUCAUCGUGCACCCGUCGUGGUUCAUCCGGACGGUGCUGGCGAUAUCCAGACCCUUCAUCAGUGUGAAGUUCAUCAAUAAGAUCCAGUACGUCCACACCCUGGAGGAGCUGGAGCAGCUCAUCCCCAUGGAGCACGUGCAGAUCCCAGACUGUGUCCUACAAUAUGAGGAAGAGAGGAUCAAGGCCAGAAAAGAAAGGGCAGAAGAGAAACAAGACAUGGCUGAGAGGGAAAGCAGGCCUGUGCCUCCAGGAGAGGAUCAAGAAACCAGUAUGUCCUGAAUGGAAGCAGGAGGUGGAUGGAUGGAGUGGAAGGACACAGCCUGGCAGCCACCCAUGGCAAUGACCUUUUGGGACAAGACCUUGUCACCAUCUUAUUCCAAGUCCUGUAAGAUCCCGGAGCCUGCCUCCUCUAUCUCCAAGAUGCAAAGUUCUUUAACCUUUUUGGAAAGAUUUUACCUUAAAAAAAAAAAAAGAACAACAACAACAAACAAACAAACAAAACCAAACCCCACAAAACAAAGCAGGCCAAGAAAAGCACUUUUCAGGACAGGUUCUGGCGUGUUUCUGGAAAGGUCUGUGGAGAGCUGUGACACAGUGCAAAUACACACCUUGUAGUAAGUUAAGAGCAUCCUCUAACCCAUUAGUCCCCAGCCCAGAAAGAGAUUUAUUUUGUUGUUUAAAUUAUAAACCCACCUGAACUCGCUGCUGGCCAGCGCGGAGACGUUUUUGCUUUAAAGCUGCACCCCCAGGUUCCUCCACAACAGCCCGAGAGCCCAGGGAAUAACUAAUACAGGCAAUGAAAAGAGCUUUUCCCUCCUUUUUAUAGCCAGUGUGUGUUUCUUCCUGAAAAUACCAAGUGCCCAACGGCCUCAGCAGCACUUCCAGCCUUGGCUGUCUCAGUGAAGUCAUUGCCAGCUCCUCAAUCCUCGUUCCCGUGAGGAAAUGCCACGUUUUGGGGUUUUUUUUUCCCUGAUUUGUUCCAUUCCGGUGUGUAAGGCACUCUGGGAGCUCUGAAGGAGUCCCCCCUGGAAUGGCAGCCUCCACAGAACCUUCCUGGGAGCAUCUUCUCCACGCACAUCCCAAAAAAGGUCUGGGUUCGGGAGUAGCCCCGCGGACGGGAACGGUUUCCACGCCUCGUCUUCAUCUCGAUGUCACAGCCCUGGACAAUCACUCCCUGUCAAAUACCUCCCACUGAGGAGACAAGCUGCUAAAAUGUUGGAAGUUUUCCUCCUGAGGGCCCUCAUCCAUCAGCUUUCCUGCCUGGAAUAUCCCCUCCCCUGGAGAACGCAGGGCACGGGGCUGGGUUCAGCUUCCGGUGUGACGUUGCCUCUGGAAAUUUGGAUCUGGGAACUCGUGAGGAUCCUGUGAGCAAAGGAAAGGGGGGAAAAGUAAAUUAAGGAACAACCCUCUGGCCAAAAUGAUUUGGAAGUUACUCCACCAGCCCCAGGUUACAUCCCCAUCCCUGGAAGUGUCCAAAGCCAGGUUGGAGCAACCUGGGAUAGUGGGAGGUGUCCCUGCCCGUGGCAGGGGGUGGGACUGGAUGAGUUUAAGGUCCCUUCCAACCCAAACCAUUCUGGGAUUCUGGGAUCAGGUAAAACCCCUCCCAGACACCUGCAGAUGGAGAAUCACCUGCCUGUUUCACCACUUAAAGAAUAUUUCCAGGAGAAUUCUGGCUGAGCAAGAUUUCCCUCAAGACAGGGACGGAUCCCUCUGGAUACACAAAGCUGCUCUUUUUUUUUUCCUUUUAGUGACUAAAACCACCACGGGUGAGAUCUUUAUUUCCCUGAAUGCUACAAAGAAGCACCAAAUAUGUACUUCUUAAGGUUAGUUCUCCUUUGAGACCCAUCCUCAUGCACUUCAGUCGUGGAUGUAUUUGCUGACCAGACCUUUGCAUGAAAAGCAGAGCACCCACAGCAUCCCCCCAGGAUGGGUGAAGAUGGCAAAAAACCUCCCCAUUCCACCUCACUGGCAUGUUAAUAACAAGCACCAAACAAGCAUCGAGCUCCACAGCUUUCUGGAAACAUCAUUAUAAAUUUAUUUAUCAUUAUUAUUAUUAUUAUCGACAAAGGAUUUCAAGGUCAGGUUGGAGCAACCUUUUCAUGGAACUGGAUGAGCUUUAAGGUCCCUCCCAACCCAAACCCAUCCUGGGAUUCUAUAAAGUGAAUUCUGGGCACAAAAAAACCCCCCCAAAACCCAGCCCUUCAGGGUUUUUUUUGGGUUCUGCCAAGUGACAUCUCCCUGCUGAAGUUCCACAGGGAACUGUCUGGAGGUAGAAGCAGCAGCAGCCAGGAAUUCCCAAAUGGAAUUCCCAAAUGGAAUUCCCAAAUAGAAUUCCCAUCUGCAGAGCUGGGUCUGUCAGCAGAGGGGCUGAGCAACCCACUGAAACUAAGGAAAGGACUUUUCUUGAGUCAAUUAAUUUGAGCUCCCAAUUAGGAACAAUCACAAAUCUCCUCGUGGUCUCUGAGAAUUCACCGUCUCCCGACUGAGAACACUUAAAUUAGGUUUUCCUCUUUUCUUUUUGAGACUUUUUUUAUGUAUUUAAACAAA